AGCAAAUAGCUCAUUACGUUUUAGUUAGUCGUACGAAUUGUUUCUUAUUUGUGAAAGCUCGUCGAACAGAAGCAAAUUUCGCUUUAACCUUUUGAAAAAUAAAGGAAAAAGUUCGUAAAAAGCGAAAGAGCCCAUCGAAACCAACACGAAGAAGGAGUUCAAUAAAGAUUGCUUUCCGCAGAUCAUAUAAGAAAAUGGUUGCCGAUAAUAUCGAUGCCGGAGUGGCCAUUGCCGUCGCCGAUCAAUCCUCAUCGUCUGUGGGCGUUAAGGAGGAACUGCCGGCCGGCAAUUACAUCCUGGUGGGCGUGGACAUCGACACCACUGGACGUCGUCUAAUGGAUGAGAUCGUCCAGCUGGCCGCCUAUACACCCACCGACCACUUUGAGCAGUACAUCAUGCCAUAUAUGAAUCUGAAUCCAGCUGCGCGCCAGCGCCAUCAAGUUCGUGUUAUUUCGAUUGGCUUUUAUCGUAUGCUGAAGUCGAUGCAGACUUACAAGAUCAUCAAAUCCAAGUCUGAGAUCGCUGCCCUCAAGGACUUCCUCAACUGGCUUGAGCAACUGAAGGCCAAGGCGGGUCCCAGCUCGGACGGGAUUGUGCUUAUUUAUCAUGAAGAGCGCAAGUUCAUUCCCUACAUGAUCCUGGAGUCGUUGAAGAAGUACGGCCUGCUGGAGCGCUUCACCAAGUCGGUGAAGUCCUUUGCAAAUGGCAUCAACCUGGCCAAGGCUUCUAUAGGCGAUGCCAACGUCAAGCACUACAGUUUGCGCAAGCUUUCCAAGAUCUUGUCCGGCUUCAAGGAGGACGACGCGGCUUGCUCUGCGUCCACAUCCGGAUCGGGAUCCGGAUCUAGUACGGUGUCUGAUUCGGCAUCGAUAUCUCCCAGGGAGAGCACCGUGAUCGAUGGAAGCGACAAGCAAUCUGGCAAGAACGGCGUUCAGGUCGAACGAGAACUGUUUGAUGGCAAUGCCAGUGUUCGUGCCAAAUUGGCCUUCGAUGUGGCCCUUCAGCUGAGCAACUCGGAACGUAAGCCGGAACCGAAAUGCUCGGAGGCAAUGGAGAAUAUGUUCAAUGCCAUACGGCCAUUUGCCAGGUUGGUGGGCUCCGAUGUCCAGGAGCUGGAUACGCAGAACGAGAAUUUGGAGCGCCAGAACUCCUUCCGUCCGGUGUUCCUCAACUACUUUAAGACCACUCUGUACCAUCGAGUGCGUGCCGUGAAGUUCCGCAUUGUGCUGGCGGAGAAUGGCUUCGAUUUGAACACGCUAAGUGCCGUAUGGGCAGACAAGGGCACCGAGGGCCUGGACAUGGCCCUGCAGUCUAUUGGCAGGCUGAAGAGCGAGGACAAGACUGAGCUGCUUGAGCUUCUGGACAGCUAUUUUGAUCCCAAGAAGACCACAUUAAAGCCGGUUGUCAAGGCUAACAGCAACAACAAUCGUCGCCGCAAUCGUCGCGGCGCCGGCCAGUCGGCCAAGAACGCCAUGUCAUCCAGUUCCCGAUCGGCUAGUGCCGAGUUUGGAGCAGGAGGUGACAAGUCGCGUAGUGUGUCCUCUGUGCCAGACUCCACUACCAAGACUCCAUCACCAAACAAGUCUCGUACGCAGCGUAAGCGCAACUCGCGUCAUAGCUUGGGGGCGACCCCUAAUGGACUAAAGGGGGCGGCUGAUAUAUCCUCCUCCGGCAAGUCUGAGCUCAACAAUACCGCUCCACCUGCCGUAACCGUAACCCCGGUCGUGGCACAACCCCCACCAACACCGGUGGCCAUCACGGCCUCCAACUAAAAUCCAGCUCUGGUGGAUCCGUAAAUAUAUCGAAAAAUGGAUGAUCAAAACACAAAAAGACAAGGGCAGGAAUGGAUAUUUAAAAAACAACACGAACUUUUUUCCUUUUUGAAGAUCUAGUGCAGACAAGCUUAAAAUUCCAGUGGAAGCAAAUUUCCAGUGAACACAACUCGCACACACAACUCACGAGCACGUCAGUGUAUCGAUAGUGUGAAAGAACCGUAACUGUGACGUAAACAGUGACUGUUGAAUAGUGAUGACACAGCUUUAAUUACCAUUUUUGAAACGAGUGAAUUGUUAAUCGAGACGUUAGAAAACCACACUGAGCAGCAUAGGGAGGAUGCUGCGACCACUGUCAACUCAAGAAACUAUAUGCAAGAAAUAAUGAUGGAGAAGAAGAAUAAGGAUACAAUUAAAGAACUCGCUGCUGCGUUUAGGCAUAGUUUUCCAUGCGAACCGAUGCACAAAGUCGCACCAAAAAGAGCGAUUGGAAAAAUAUGAUCCAAAGAAACGCCUUGAUGAAAAUUUUCCAUUGGACAGGCCUGUCGAACCACACUAUCAGAACUCUAUAAAUAUAACCCAAGACAUAUCCAGGCCAUGUCCAAUGUAGAAAACUUUCACAUUGAAGCUUAAAAAAAGGGCAUGAAUAUACAAAAUACACAAAUUUAAUACAGUUAAAACCGCACGCACGCACACGCACGCACGAAACAUAUUCUAGGGUAUUGCAUUGCAAAAUCACAAAACGAUAAUAAGGGGUGGGUAAUCUAAUUUACUAUUUCAAGCUGUAUUUCAUAUAUGUUUCAUAUUUACAAUCAAAAAGCAAAUGUAAUAUCUGGAAAAACGCGCGAAUAAACGAACGAUAUUAAAUAA
Messenger RNA from Drosophila yakuba, 2642 nucleotides. It is a transcript of the gene exu, whose product is annotated as maternal protein exuperantia. The coding region runs from base 195 to 1772 and encodes 525 amino acids. Gene Ontology annotation, biological process: bicoid mRNA localization. NCBI's taxonomy places the organism in Eukaryota, Metazoa, Arthropoda, Insecta, Diptera, Drosophilidae. Gene Ontology annotation, molecular function: protein homodimerization activity; RNA binding. The record is from RefSeq and is a predicted model, not a curated record. The transcript is spliced from 5 exons.